This is a messenger RNA of Ahaetulla prasina, 4421 nucleotides long. It is a transcript of the gene BDKRB2, whose product is annotated as bradykinin receptor B2. NCBI's taxonomy places the organism in Eukaryota, Metazoa, Chordata, Lepidosauria, Squamata, Colubridae. The transcript is spliced from 3 exons. The coding region runs from base 277 to 1383 and encodes 368 amino acids. Gene Ontology annotation, biological process: vasoconstriction; smooth muscle contraction; neutrophil chemotaxis. The record is from RefSeq and is a predicted model, not a curated record. Gene Ontology annotation, cellular component: membrane. Gene Ontology annotation, molecular function: bradykinin receptor activity.
GUGGGAGGAGCUGUUUCAAUUCUUUCCAAAAAAGCAACAGCAGCAGCAGAAAGUGAUUCAUAAAGGCAGCUACAAUUUGAGUGAACAUCCAAAGCCUGAAGCUUCUGCUGGAAUGGGUUCUUCAAAAUGUGGGCUUUAUCUAAGCCUCUUCAUAAUCUUCCAUUGGUGCACAGAUGCUGCAUGAUUAGGUGGGCAUGGAAUGGAACAUUCUUACAGAGGGUAUGGCCAGCUGAAGUCCUGUAGGAUUUUACCACAUGCAUUGAAGCAACGACUAUCAUGGCUGAGCAUGGUACAGCCUUUCCUAAUGGUACAAUCAGCUGGAGUACAACACCUUCCACCAGCUGCCCUUGGCCAGAAGACUGGCAAUGGUUGUUACGUAUCCUGCCUGCCUUUCUCUGGUUUCUUACUGUAGUGGGAACACUGGGGAAUUUAUUUGUUCUCAGUGUCUGGUGCUUCCAUAAGAGCCGCUCCACUGUGGCUGAAAUUUACCUGGCAAAUUUAGCAGCAGCUGACCUUCUGUUGCUCUGUGGGUUGCCUUUCUGGGCUAUCAACACAGCCAACAACUUCUAUUGGCCAUUUGGGCUCAUCCUUUGCAAAAUCAUCAACUCAUUCCUUGUUAUCAACUUAUAUUCAAGCAUUUAUUUUGUGGUCAUGGUGAGCAUUGAUCGCUACUUGGUCUUGGUGAAAACAAUGUCUCUGGGACGCAUGCGCCAGCCAAGGUAUGCCAAAUGGAACUGCUUUAUGAUUUGGGUUUCUGCCCUUUUACUUAGCUUUCCUGCUCUGGCAUUCAGGUCAUUAAAGGAUGUGGAAGGAUAUGAGGGUAUGGCCUGUGUUUUGGAGUAUCCUUCUGUUUUUCAGUGGACAAUUACCACGGCCAUUUUGCUAAACACAGUGGGCUUUCUGAUACCAGUCUGUAUCAUUACCUACUGUUCUGUUCAAAUCAUUCAAGCUUUACAAAACCGUGACUUUCAAAAGAUCAAAACCAUUCAGACUGAGAAAAAAGCCACCAUACUGGUUUUUGCAGUCCUCCUCCUGUUUAUCAUCUGUUGGCUUCCAUUCCAGACCACCACAUUCAUAGAUGUGUUAUUUCAAAUAGGUAUCAUUUCUGGUUGUGCUGUAGAUCAAGGCCUUGUUGUGGCUAGCCAGAUUGCUGCUGGUUGCGGUUUCAUCAACAGUUGUCUUAAUCCAAUAGUCUAUGUCAUUGUAGGCAAACAUUUCCGAAGGAAAUGCAAGGAAGUCUACUUUGGCAGAGUUCUUCGAAGACCUAGUUCAGCACCAUCAAUGACAACCAUGGAAAUUUUCCGUAUUUCCUUUUCAUCAGAUAAUCAAAGGAAAAAAUCUGCUGCCAGUUUAUCCACAAAGCAUAAUUUGCUUACUUCAUGAAAAAAAAAGAUAAGAGAUUAAGUAAAAUUAUGGUUUUACCUGGAACCUCAUUUUCAGUGAUAAAGACUAAUUUAUUGCUGAUUAAAGUUUGUGGAAGAUGACAUUGGUUUGCGUAGGACGCCAGCUCCAGUUAAUGAAUGGGGUUUAGUUAGUAUGUUUGUACAUAUUUGCUUGUAUAUAUGUGCAUGUGUAUAUCAAAUAUCUGCAUCAGAUACCAGAUUCUGAAGAUCCUUUUCAAAAAAACCAAAAAUCUUUCUGCAAAUAAAAGUCAUGUAUGUCUUCUAUAGUAUUUUAAUAGGGAAUUCAAAGAUGCUCAAAUACUUGGGAAAUCUUCUGAUGCACCCCUUUGCUCUGGAAUCCUUGCUCUUCUGCCAUAGAAAGAAGAGCCAUUGUAUAGGCUCUAUUUGGCUUGAACACGAGAGUUAGCCCAAAUCCUAUCCAGAUUUCCCAGUGAAUAUACAAAAAGGAGAAGAUGACAGCUUCUGUUGUGACUUCCAUGCAAAAAGCUCUAAGUUACAAUACAUUUUGUGUCAGCUCCAAGCAUUUACUUUCCUGCCAGAUCAGUUGUGCAACUGUUUACCAAUAAGGCAGAGGUGAAAUUCAAAAUGUUUCCCUAGUGGUUCUCUAGGCAUGGCUUGGUGGGCGUGGCAGGGGAAGGUUACUGCAAAAUCUCCAUUCUCACCCCACUCCAGGGGAAGGAUACUGCAAAAUCUCCAUUCCCACCCUACUGUGGGGCCAGCCAGAGGUGGUAUUUGGUGGUUCUCUGAACUACUCAAAAUUUCUGCUACUGGUUCUCCAAAAUCUGUUAGAACCUGCUGAAUUUUGACAGUUUGUUGCAAAAAAUCAAAUUUAGAAAGCACACAUAGGGAGACUGAUGCAGCAGUAUUCAUUAACUUUAUAUAUGAAGAUAAACGUACAAUACCAAUAUAGAUUCUUCUUACAAGAAAAACCCAAGGCAGGAGAGAACAGUUAGUUUCAUUUCAGCAGAGCAGCAGACAAGUUCACAAUGGUUUCAGUUUCAAUUCUCUGCACAGACUCAGAAGCCGUAGACUAAGAUACGCCCUGGCUCCAGUCUGCCUCAGCUCCCAAUUGGCUGACUUAGUUGCUAUGCCUGUUCAUUGGCUGACCUUGUUACCAUCUGACAAAUUUCACCCCUGCCAUUAGGCCCUUUUAACAAAGUCUGGUACUGAGGAAGCAGAAAAGAAAGAAACUGAAUAUUUUUUGACUUGCGACUUAUUUUUUUCAAUGGUUAGCUGACAAAAACAGGAGUUAGAAACAGGGAACUAUAUAGAAGGAUCAGUGAUAUAAGGAAGGUAUGUUAAAUUGGUUAAACAAAUAUGAUUAUUAUUAAUAAUAUUAGAAUUUAUAUUAAUGCAAUGGAUAUUGUUGUAAACACUUUAUUAUUUUCUAAAAUGAUUUGUACCCAGACAACACACUGUUCAAUGGAAUUUGGAAUUUUUGUAUGUUAUAAAAUAAAAGCUUAAUAUAUUUUUUUUAAAAAAAUGGUAGCAGCCCUGCCAUGAUGAAUACUUCAGACCCACAUGUACAUGUUCAGUUCUUAUUCACCAUGAUUGGGAGCUAAAGCUAUAUACCCUGUUUCCCCCAAAAUAAGACAUCUCCUGAUAAUAAAGCCAAUCGGGCUUUUGAGUGCAUGGCAAUAAGGCCAAGCGCUUAUUUCAGGGUUCAAAAAAAUAUAAGGCAGGGUCUUUUUUGGGGGGAAACACGAUACGUAGCCCUUAACGUAUGACCACCAUUGAGCCCCAAAUUUAUGUUGCUAAAUGAGACAUUUGUUAAGUGAGUUUUGCCCCAUUUUCUUGCCACAUUUGUUAAGUGAAUCACUGCAGUUGUUAAGUUAGUAACACAGUUGUUAAAGUGAAUCUGGCUUCCCCAUUGACUUUGGUUGUCAGAAAGGUCGCAAAAGGUGAUCUCAUGACCCCAAGACAAUGCAACGGUCAUAAAUAUGAACCAGGUGUCAAUCAUCUGAAUGCAAAUCACAUGACCAUAGAGAUGCUGCAAUGGUUAUAAGUGUGGAAAAAUGGUCCUAAGUCACUUUUUUCAGUGCCGUUGUAACUUCGAACAGUCACUAAAUGAACUGUUGUAAAUCGAGGACUACCUAUAAUAGCCACCUAGAGUUGCUUCAGUAAUUCAGUUGUCUAAUAAACUGAUAAACCUCCACCUGCUCUGCCUAUACAAGUCAAUAGGUCUGGCAGCUAAUGGGUAUAGCAGGGGCGAGAUAGUUAUGAGGCAUAGGGAAGGGUCUGGAAGUACUGGCCCUGUUGUUCCAUGACAUCAGCCAGCAGAAAUCAACAGUACUCUUCUUUUUAGUGUGGCUAGUCCUGAAUGUAGUAAAAGUGUGAAGUGCCAGAUUGCCCCUUUUUUCCUCAGUGAACCACUAGCAUCUAGAGCAGGGGUCUCCAACCUUGGCAACUUUAAGACUUGUGGACUUCAAUUCCCAGAAUUCCCAGAACUCUGGGAGUUGAAGUCCACAAGUCUUAAAGUUGCCAAGGUUGGAGACCCGUGAUCUAGAGAACAGUAAAAGCAGUGAUUCUUUUUACCUGAAUGCUAUUGCAUUGGCAAUAUACAUAUAAUCAAUUGCUCCACCUUACAGUAAGGUGAGUGGAAGGUAGAGCGAGAUAGCUAUGUUUUGUCAGGGACCAACUAAGGCUUUCAGCAGCAAAACCUGAAUCAUGUUCAUAUUUUACCUGCUGUCUUAAUUCAGUUGUAAAUCUGUAUUUCUUUGAAUGGACUUGUUUGCCACUGAAAUGAUGAAUUAUGAAUAUUUGUGUUGUUUCUAUUGCUUUACUUGAUUUGUAUACAUAUAUGUUUGUAAAUAUAAAUGCACAUGAACACAUGUAAUUUUUUAAAUGGUCUUUUGCUUUGAAAACAGUUUGCUUGUAGAAAAUGCUUUCUCCUGUGGAACUACCAUGCUGUAUCUUGCUCACUUAGGAAUCAAUCCGUUCUCUAAAUUCCAAAAUUGUUAUUUUGUAAUAAUAUUAUUAUGUAAUAAAGGUCUUGAGCUGUGCUUAGCACAUGUUAAA